This is a messenger RNA of Aspergillus puulaauensis, 2142 nucleotides long. Its product is annotated as RNA lariat debranching enzyme. The transcript has 3 exons. Gene Ontology annotation, cellular component: nucleus. The record is from RefSeq and is a predicted model, not a curated record. Gene Ontology annotation, biological process: mRNA splicing, via spliceosome. Lineage: Eukaryota; Fungi; Ascomycota; Eurotiomycetes; Eurotiales; Aspergillaceae. Gene Ontology annotation, molecular function: RNA lariat debranching enzyme activity. The coding region runs from base 1 to 2142 and encodes 713 amino acids.
AUGUCUAGCUCUAGCUCACCACCCGUUCGGGUUGCGGUUGAAGGCUGUGGACAUGGCUGUCUACACGAUAUUUACGCGUCUGUUGAACAGGCUGCCACUCUGAAUGGAUGGGAUGGAGUCGAUCUACUGAUUAUAGGUGGCGACUUUCAGGCUGUUCGCAAUUCGAACGACAUGGCUUGCAUGUCAGUUCCCGCGAAAUACAAGGAAAUCGGUGACUUUCAUGAGUAUUACAGCGGGAAACGAACUGCACCUUACUUGACUAUCUUCAUUGGCGGCAACCACGAAGCUAGUAAUCACCUCUUUGAGCUGUAUCAUGGAGGAUGGGUAGCACCCAACAUCUACUACUUGGGAGCCGCCAACGUUCUGCGAUUUGGCCCGCUUCGUAUUGCUGGAUUCUCCGGUAUUUGGAAAGGUUAUGACUACAGAAAACCCCAUUUCGAGAGACUUCCGUUUAACCGGGAUGAAAUUGGAAGCAUUUAUCACGUUCGAGAACUGGACAUCCGCAAGUUGCUUCAAGUUCGUACACAGGUCGACAUAGGCUUGUCGCACGACUGGCCCAAGCAAGUUGAGUACUCUGGCGAUUGGCACCAGCUAUUCGGGGCGAAACCAUUUUUUCGCGAGGAUUCUCAGAACGGCAGACUUGGUAGUUCGGCUGCACAAUACGUUCUCGAACGGUUACGCCCGGCCUAUUGGUUUUCUGCCCACUUGCACGUCAAGUUUGCAGCGUCUGUCCAGCAUGAAUCGCAAGAAAAUGUGUCGAAACACCACUAUGGGCUGGACGGUGCCUCUUUCACGUCCAUGGUUUUGGGCGAAGAAGAGGAAGGAAACCAACAAGCCAGGAUCAACCUGGGUACUCCCAAACCAGGCACUCAUGCACCUCCACAAAACGAACGUAAUGUCGGACAGCACGGGAAAUCUGAAUAUCCUACACAAUCAACGGAUGCAACUAAGCCAAUAACUGCUUCACAAGGCUUUGGGGCAACAGACACUGGUCCAUCUCAUAACACUGCUGGAAACACUCCUGAGCUAAUAUCGGCCUGGAAGAAUUUUCACCAAGUCGCAGCCAAGCAUGAGGCAGAAGAGAACUCUCGCUUUCUGACAGAGCAAGCAAAUAAUCCAGGAAGUUCGGUUCCUAACGUCCAACACAACCUAACCUGGCGCAAGGUUGAUACGGACGACGAUGGAAUAGGCCGUAAACUAGCAGGUGUUGAAAAGAGCGGACCCCGCGAGAAUAAGAAGCAGAAGGUUCAGCAUGAACCCGAGACAGUCAAGAACUCCGACGAGAUCGAUUUGGACUUGGAUAGCGAGUCGGACCAGGAAGCACAGACCACAACCGCAAACCCUCCUACGCCCAACAUCACUGCGGAAAAUACGACCAGCAACCCAGAAUUAGUUCACCCCCCUCCUCCUUCGCAAGAGCCCCAGUCAGAAGUUUCUGAGGAUCUCCGAAAGCAGCUUCCAAGCAGCUUCCUGGCUCCACAGGCACCACCUCAAGCCACACCAGUCAAACCUCCCUUUCCCGAAGCAAUCUUCAACAAAACCACCAAUUUCCUAGCGCUUGACAAAUGCCUUCCCAAGCGUGAAUUCCUUCAACUUGUAGAGAUCAGUUCCGUGUCCGACGAGGAUGGAGCGCAGCUGCAACGCCCGUUCAGUCUACAUUACGAUAAAGAAUGGUUAGCUAUCACCCGCGUCUUCGCGGGCGACCUUAAUCUUGGCGAUCCGGCCGCCAAACCACCCCUAGAUAAGGGCGAAGCUACAUACAAGCCGCUCAUCGAGCAAGAAGAAAAGUGGGUUGAAGAACAUGUCGUCAAGCCCAGGAAGCUUGCAGUUCCUGAAAACUUUACUCCUACUGCGCCGGUCUAUGAUCCUGAAGUCCCAAUUACCACUGAGCAGCAACCACCCGAGUACAACAACCCGCAGACAGCCGCGUUCUGUGAGCUAAUAGGCAUAGAAAACAAAUUCUACCUGACCGAAGAGGAACGCGAUGCUCGUAUUGCCGCGGGUCCACGUCCUUGCGAUCCAUCGACUGGUCGCGGCCGUGGAGGCCGUGGGGGAUUCAGUGGCCGUGGUGGUGGUGGUGGCGGCGGCCGUGGACGUGGUUAUGGGCGCGGUUUUGGGCGUGGUGGUGGACGGCGCUGGUAA